AUGUCUUUCUUUCUUUCUUAUUUUUCUCCCCAGUUCUUUCUUUCUUUCUUUCUUUCUUUCUUUCAUUCUUUCUUUCUUUCCAUGACUUUCUUUCUUUCUUUCGUUCGUUUGCAUGUCUUUCUUUCUUUCUUUCUUUCUUUCUUUCUUUCUUUCUCCUCAGUUCUUUCUUUCUUUCUUUCUUUUCUUUCUUUCUUUCUUUCUUUCUUAUUUUUCUCCUCAGUUCUUUCUUUCUUUCUUUCUUUCUUUCUUUCUUCUUUCUUUCUUUCUUUCUUUCUUUCUUUCUUUCUUUCCAUGUCUUUCUUUCCAUGUCUUUCUUUGUUUCUUAUUUUUCUCCUCGGUUCUUUCUUUCUUUCUUUCUUUCUUUCUUUCUUUCUUUCUUUCUUUCUUUCUUUCGUUCUUUCUUUCCAUGUUUUUCUUUCUUUCUUAUUUUUCUCCUCAGUUCUUUCUUUCUUUCUUUCUUUCUUUCUUUCUUUCUUUCUUCCUAUGUCUUUCCUUUCUUUUUUCUUUCUUUUUUUCUUUCUUUGCAUGUCUUUCUUUCUUUCUUUCUUUCUUAUUUUUCACCUCAGUUCUUUCUUUCUUUCUUUCUUUCUUUCUUUCUUUCUUAUUUUUCACCUCAGUUCUUUCUUUCUUUCUUUCUUAUUUUUCACCUCAGUUCUUUCUUUCUUUCUUUCUUUCUUUCUUUCUUAUUUUUCUCCUCAGUUAUUUCUUUCUUUCUUUCUUCUUCUUUUCCUUCUCAGUUUUUCUAGCUCGCUUUCGUUCUUUUUUUUUUCUUUUUUCCUUCCAUAUCAUUUUCUUCUUUCUGUUAUUUCUCGCUCUAUUUCUAUCUAUCUAUCUAUCUAUCUAUCUAUCUAUCUAUCUAUCUAUCUUUACCUGUAUCAUUUUUCUUCUUUCUCUCGUCUGUCAUUUUUAGCCCUGUCUCUUUCUUUCUUUCUUUCUUUCUUUCUUGCUUGCUUGCUUGCUUGCUUUCUUUCCAUAUCGUUUUUCUCCUUUCACUCCUCCGUCUUUUCCAGCCCUGUUUUUACUGCAACACACGACCCAGCGAUUGAACUCUGUUUUUUAUUGCCUCCCUCUUUCUUACCCACGAUGUCACCCCAUUCUUCAGUCCUUCUUCAUGUUUUUCGCCCGUUCUCUGUUUUUGUCACCCUUGUUUCUCUCUCCUAUUCUCUUUUACUUCAACGCUCUUCUUCUUCUUCUUCUUCUUGCUUUUCUAACUCUUGGUCCUUAUCUCUUUUUCCCAAAAUCGAUCAGUCUAAAUUCAAAUCAUGA
This is a messenger RNA of Acanthosepion pharaonis, 1266 nucleotides long. The record is from the annotation of a GenBank genome assembly. Lineage: Eukaryota; Metazoa; Mollusca; Cephalopoda; Sepiida; Sepiidae.